AUGAGAAAAUCUCAAGGGCAAUGUUUACAUAAAUCAUCAUUUUUAAGUUAAAGAUAAACAAAUCCAGAUAUUGUAUAAGAUAAGAAAGUAGGUGUCAGAUUUGCAACUUAAUAUCAAUUGACUGUUCCAGAUAUUGUGACAGCAGAUCCAAGUUAAUUAGAAUUGAUUAGAAUAAAAGAAAAAUAUAAAUGGAAAUGUGAAGAACUGAAUAGAACAAAAUAAGUUAUUGAAGAUGAACAUAAAUCAAUAGAGGAAAGAACUUAUGUAUAUAUAUAUUUAUUAAAAAGAAAUUAAAUAAAGGGGAGAAAGAAAUGCGUAUAUUGGCAGAUCAAAUCAAGGAGAAACUAAAUAUUUUAUAAGAAUAAGAAUAGAAUUUUAGAGAUAAAGUAUAGUUAUAGGAAGAGAGAAUGAAGGAGAGAGAAUAACAAUUAUUGAUUAGUAAAAGAUAAUUAGAGGAAUAGUAGAAUGUAUUAGAAAUGGAAAGAAACAAAUUAUAGAUUAGAGAGAAAUGUUUAAAAGAGAAAGAAUAUAUUGUAGAUUCAAAAUUAAGAGAAGCAGAAUAAUAUGUAGAGAAAUUGAAAUAUUAAUUACAAAAUGUAAAUUAGAAGGAAAGUAUAAUUUUUAAAGUUAUUAAUAAGAUUAUUAUCAUUAAUAAAUAGAUAAAUUGAAUUAAGGACUUUAGACUAUAAUUUAACAUGAAUUAUCAAUAAAAAAUAUUGAAUUUAAUUUGAGUAAAUAAGUUUAGCAAUUGAGAGAAGUGGAAUAGAGUUUGAUAGAUUAAUUACAGAAUUGUAAAUAAUAAGAGGAAUUAUUUGAUUAAAGAGAUUUAAAUAUAUAAGUUAGUGAAUAAUUAAUCAAUAGAAAAUUAGAGUGGGAUAACAAGUAGAUACAUUCAGCAAAAAUAUCUAAGAUAUAUUCUGAAAAUUCAAGAAUGGAGAUCUCAAAUUUUGCCCAUUCUGCAUUUUCACAAAAAUACUGA
This is a messenger RNA of Paramecium sonneborni, 979 nucleotides long. The record is from the annotation of a GenBank genome assembly. Lineage: Eukaryota; Ciliophora; Oligohymenophorea; Peniculida; Parameciidae.